Molecule: messenger RNA, 1918 nt
Organism: Apus apus (common swift)
Lineage: Eukaryota; Metazoa; Chordata; Aves; Apodiformes; Apodidae
Gene: ANGPTL3
Product: angiopoietin like 3
Exons: 7
Coding region: 67-1455 (462 amino acids)
Biological process (GO): triglyceride homeostasis; phospholipid catabolic process; phospholipid homeostasis
Source: RefSeq, a predicted model, not a curated record
GCAAAAACUGUUGGUAGGAAAAGCCUCUGCAUCCUGAACAACCUAAGAGUAUCGGGAGCAGAAAACAUGAAGAUCAUUCUAGUCUUUCUAUUCAUUGCCCCACUUGCUCUUUCAGCUGGAGCUGAGGAGAAUUCCUCCUUGGAUUCUGCAGCAUCUCCUGAGACAAAAUCAAGAUUUGCCAUGUUAGAUGAUGUACGAAUCUUAGCCAACGGACUCCUCCAGCUUGGGCACGGUCUUAAAGACUUUGUCCACAAGACAAAGGGGCAGAUGAAUGACAUCUUUCAAAAACUUUACAUUUUUGAUAGGUCCUUUUAUGAGCUCUCACUGCAAACUAGUGAAAUCAAAGAAGAAGAGGAACAGCUCAGACAAACCACAGCCAGACUGCAAAUCAACAACGAAGAGAUAAAGAAUCUCUCACAGGAGAUGAAUUCGAAGAUUGAAGACCUCAUCCAAAACAAAAUCCAGCUGCAAGAGCAAGUAUGGGGACUGGAAGACAAAGUCACAAAGUUGGCCAUUAUCCAGCCUUCAACGCAAGAGACAGAGGAGAUUUCUUCACUCAAAGCUUUUGUGGAGCAGCAGGACAAUGACAUCAAGCAACUUCUCAAAAUCGUAGAGGACCAGCACGUGGAACUUGACAAACAGCACAAUCAAAUCAUGGAGCUGGAGGACAAGCUCAACCACAUAGAGCUCCAGGAACUCGCUGAGAAUUCCUUCGUGGAGGAGCAAAAGGAACCAGAGGCCACCCCCUUUCUUGUGCGCAACGUCACCGCUGUGAGACAUGGAUCUGAUGGUGCUGCUCCUGACUGUACCGCUCUGUAUAGCAGUGGCAAACACUCCAGUGGUGUUUACACCAUUAAGCCCAAUGGCUCAGAAGCUUUUGAUGUCUACUGUGAAAUGAAAUUUGGCACUUCCUGGACUGUUAUUCAGAAGAGAGUGGAUGGAUCACUGGAUUUCAACCAAAGCUGGGAUGCCUACACAAACGGUUUUGGUGACCUAAAUGAGGAAUUCUGGCUGGGCCUGAACAAGACCUACUCCAUUACCAAGCAAGGGGACUACAUCUUAAGGAUUGAGCUGCAGGACUGGAAGGACAACAGGCGGCACAUCGAGUAUGCCUUCAGCCUGGGGGGCCCUGAAACAGGCUACACCCUCCAGCUCGCACGGGUGUCCGGGAGCAUCCCCAACGCCCUGCCGGAGCGGACGGACCUGCGCUUCUCAACUGCAGACCACGACCUGGACAUAGCAAACGACUUCAACUGCCCAGAAAACUACCUAGGAGGCUGGUGGCACAGUGAAUGUGAGGAAACCAAUCUGAACGGGAAAUAUGUGGCACCAAGGUCAAGAGGAAGGCUGGAGAGAAGAAAAGGUGUGUACUGGAAGCCUAAGAAAGGAAGAUACUACUUGCUCAAGUCAACCAAAAUAAUGAUACACCCAACAGACUUAAAAAGUUAUGAGUGAAUGCUCAGCCUGGUGCAUUUUAAUUCAGAACAUACAGACUGAACGUUACUACAUAUAACAUGAACAUCAAAGAAGUUCAUGUUAUAUUUAUUAACAGAUGCAUGUCUAAAUCCAUACACUGUAUGGUACAUCCUCCAAUACAUAAACCUGGGGCAUUUGUGAUCAUCUUACAGUAUGUUCGGUGAGUAUUUUCAUUCCCUCUAGCCCCAAUGUCAAUGUGCUGUAAUUUUCAUGGAGCUUUUACCUCCCAAGGAUGAAACACUAAUGCCUAGGGACUGCCUAUUUGUAUAUUAGAUAAUAUUGCUUGGGGGAAUGGGUUUUCAGGCUGUUGCAUUCCUUUCUGGGUUGUGUGGCAGGGAAUGCAAAAAGUGUUGCAGCAAAUGAAGGGCUGGCAAGAUGCUACAGAAGACAUUUAGGUAUUAAGCUGUAGGAGAAAAAAAAGAAAUUUUGUUUUGUAAAGUAA